Molecule: messenger RNA, 750 nt
Organism: Magnolia sinica
Lineage: Eukaryota; Viridiplantae; Streptophyta; Magnoliopsida; Magnoliales; Magnoliaceae
Exons: 2
Coding region: 48-533 (161 amino acids)
Source: RefSeq, a predicted model, not a curated record
UCUGAGUCUUUGGGGCAUGUUCAGGGAAGGUUGAACAAGUGGUGAAUAUGGUGGAAGAUGUAGUCGAGGCUGUGGAGGAUGUCGCCGAGGUGGUGGAACAUGUCGCGGAUAAGGUGGGAGAUAAUCUUCCCGACAAUACGCCACUGAAGUGUGUGGCUUUGUGGGUUGAGAACGCUGCCAAAGAAGUGGGGGAUGAUGCUGAACAGGCCAAAGACUUCAUUGACAAGGUGGAGGACUUGACGGAAGAAGUAGAGAAAAAGGUGGACCAGCCCAUAGAUUCCUUCAGAGGUGAUGAAGGUGAGGCCGUCCAAAAGGAAACAAAUGCCAUUGGAUUGAAGGAAGAGGUGGGUCAGCCCCUCAUUGAACAAGAGGAGCUGAUCAUGAAAGAGGAAGCACCUGUUAAAGAAGAGCUGAUCAUGAAAGAGGAUGCACCUGUUAAAGAAGAGCUGUUAAUCAAAGAGGAAGCACCUGUUAAAGAAGAGCAGAUAAUCAAAGAGGAAGGACCUGUUAAAGAAGAAGCGAGCACACGUUAGACAGAUAAGGAAGCCAUGUGAGCCUGAUUGGAUUAAAGUUCUUCUUUGACUAGUCAAGCCAUCAGAGCUGGUGGUGAAAGAUGCUGGCUUAGCUACCCGAACCAGUUAAUGUUAUUUAUUUAUUUAUGUAUAUUCUUCUGGCAAUAGAUCUUAUGUGCGAUUGCACAUGUAAUGGUAUGGUUGGAGUAGAUUUAUCCGGUUAAAACUCAAAGGCUAG